Peronospora farinosa is the source of this 1503-nucleotide messenger RNA. The record is from the annotation of a GenBank genome assembly. NCBI's taxonomy places the organism in Eukaryota, Oomycota, Peronosporomycetes, Peronosporales, Peronosporaceae.
AUGCUUACUACUAUUCCAUCACUCGCAAUUCCAGCCGUAGCUUGGGCGUUUCUGGCGACCCUGCCCUCACAAGUCGUCGCCGACUACACGGUGAAAGCUGAUGCUGGGACAACGAUCCUUGACAAUUGGGAAGGAUGGGGCACGUCUCUUUGCUGGUGGGCCAACGCUUUUGGAGACCGCAAAGACAUUGCCGACGUAUUUUUCACGCUGCAAGACAGUGUGACGCUGGAAGGAGGACCGUCCGGACUUCCAGGGCUGGGGCUCAACGUCGUUCGCUACAACAUUGGUGGGUCGAGCAAGAACGUCAUCGAUGACGGUGGCACCAAGGUCGCAAUGAAGCUUUCUCCAAGCAUGCCGGCGUUCAAGUUUAUCGAAUCGUUUUGGAUAAAUUGGUUGAGUAACGACUCGGAUAGUAAGAGUUGGGACUGGAAUGCCGACCUCAACCAGCGCACGAUGCUCAACUUGGCGAUCAAACGCGGUGUCGAUGUUACCGAAGCGUUUUCAAACUCUCCUCCAUGGUGGAUGACACACAACCAUGCUACUGCUGGUGGAGACGAUGGUAGGAAGGAUAACUUGCAAAGCUGGAACCACAACGCGUUUGCGUUUUACUUGGCGUACGUGGUGAAGCAUGCAAAGCACAAGUGGGGCGUCAGCUUCGAUUACGUGGAAGCUUUUAAUGAGCCGAUGAGUAUAUGGUGGAAGUUUCCAAAAGGACAGGAGGGCUGUCGCUUUAACGUAGAUUCGCAAAUCAGUGUCUUGUUGAAACUUCGUCGCCACCUGGACGAUCUCGGAAUGAACAAUGUUGUUAUCGCAACAUCCGACGAAAACACGCCUUCGCUAGCGUUAUCGACUCUUCGAUCCAUGUCGGCAAAGCCAGAUGUGCUGGCUACUUUUGGAAAGGUAAACACACACGGCUACGAAGGCUUGAGUCCAUACCGCGGUCCAGAUCGAAAACCUUUGAAGGAUCUCGUUACAAAGUUGGACAAAAAACUAUGGGACUCUGAAUAUGGUGAAAAGGAUGGCACUGGACUCAGCAUGGCCGAAUCUAUUCCACUUGACAUAAAUGUAAUGGGCAUUUCGGCAUUUGUGUAUUGGCAAGUACUUGAUGGUGGUGGUUGGGGGUUAAUUCAGGCUAGCCCAGCCGACAAAACGCUUGGAGUGGUGAACACUAAGUUCUAUGUGCUGGCACAGUACACACGCCAUAUUCGUCCCGGCAUGACCAUCCUCUCGACGAGUGAUCUACAACAUACUGUCGUAGCUCACGAUGCGAAAUCAAACCUGCUGGUAUUGGUAACAGUAAACUCGGGUAAAACAGCUUCGACGGUCACCUUCGAUCUGUCGAGCUUUCAAUCGGUAAAGGGUCCGAUCAGUACUUGGAUGACGGAGACGAGCGGAUCAGGUGCACUUUACAAGCCAUCGACAAUCGAGCUGUCUGGUACGUCAUUCAGCGCAUCGAUUCCGGCGGCAUCGGUGAUGACAUUUGAGAUUCAAGAGUGUAGCUAG